Molecule: messenger RNA, 1161 nt
Organism: Toxorhynchites rutilus septentrionalis
Lineage: Eukaryota; Metazoa; Arthropoda; Insecta; Diptera; Culicidae
Exons: 4
Coding region: 103-1161 (352 amino acids)
Source: RefSeq, a predicted model, not a curated record
GUCAUCAUCACCUACAGCUGAUCCACACAAAAUUUCCAUCCGCACCAGACCUUCCUUUGAAAAGUGGUCUUUUCAGUGUUCGUGCAAAGCUGGAAUGGGAAAAUGCAAACACAUAAUGGCCGUUUUAAAACAUCUUCUAAUGGGUUCCCUUCAGUUCCAUUGCUUACAGUAACAGAUUUGCAACAAAAGUGGGGUAAAAUUGCAGAAAAAGUUGCUGACGAUAUGUACAAGACAACACCAUUGACCGCAUUCUGCAAAAAAAUGACGAAUACAAAAGAUACGACUGAAGCUGCCUCGCCGGCGGGUUUGACUCACGAUGAGGGUACCAACAUUCUUCAGCUUUUCGUGAAAGGAUUCCCUGAAAGCGGUCUGGCAUACGAAAAGAAAGGACGAGAAAUGAAAAAUAUUGACAAAAAUGAUGAAUCUGAUGUUCUGAAUACACUUCUCGAUAUAGAUGUGCAAAGUCAUUCUACAGAAUCCAUUGAUUCGUUAAUUUCUAUUGAAGAAAAUAUGACUUGCAGUCUACUUAAAUCCUUCCUGAGAAGAUCGUUUCAUCCUGAUAACUUCACGAUGAUCGAUCGUGAAAUAAUGGAAUUUAUAGGUCCGUUAGAAAAGGAUCUGCAACUUCAUUUCGAAAUUAAUGUGAAAGUAUCGGAAUACGAGUCUUUGAAAAUAUGUACAAGAACUAUAGAACAAAGAGUAUCAUCGCAAUGGAAAAAAGAACGAAGCCGGCGCAUCACUUCAUCCAGUGCAUACUCUGUGUAUACAUACUACACAAAUCAACCCGACAAGAACAAAAAUUGGAAAAGUAAAAUCCUGAGUAUGGUGACACCGAAACAUCUUUCAACACCAGCAAUCGUACAUGGGAUCCGAUGCGAAUCAAAAGCCAUAGCAGCAUAUGAGCGAGACUACAGAAAAAACGUUUGGAGUUGUGGUUUCGUAAUACCCCCACAUAUUUCAUGGCUAGGAUGUUCUCCUGACGGAAUUGUUAUAAACGAAGGGAGAAUAAUAGAAAUUAAGUGUCCAAAAGAAGGGGAAAAUAAAUCAUUGAGUGAUUUAAUUGAUUUUCUUCCCUAUUUUACAAGAUUAAAUAGUAGCAGAAUGAAUAUCCUUGGCCAUUCCGUGUACGACAUCCAGGAACUAUACAAACCACUUUACUAG